AUUUUUCUCCGAAAGAGAAGAUAACGGCUGAUGCUAGUAAACCUCAAUCUUUUAAUCAAGAAAAUGAAACCACAACAGAUAUGAAACGAAUAAAAUCAUUAGAACCGGUGUCUUCACUCAACAGUGUACCAGAAUAUGUCUGUCAGUUCUGCUACGUGACCUUCCAAAAGGAAUAUCACAUGCGCGGACAUUUAAAACAACAUAAACCUCACGAAUGUGGAUAUUGUCAAAGGAGAUAUGACAGGGCGAUAGAUUUAAAGAAACAUAUAAGAACACACACAGGUGAAAAACCGUACCAGUGUCACGUUUGUGAAUGUAGUUACGCUCAAAAGUAUUAUUUGACGUCUCAUUUGAGAGUGCACACGGGCGAAAAACCUUAUCAGUGUAAUAUAUGUGGUAAAAAAUUCCGUACAUCGGGCCAUUUGAAACUUCACGCUGUCAUACACGCGACUGAGAAACCGUACGAAUGCGAUAUUUGUCAUCGUACGUUUAAUCAGAAAGGUGGAUUAAAAAUUCAUCUGAAAUACCAUUCCGGUGACAAGCCUUACGAAUGUAGAAUAUGUCACGCCAAGUUUAUACUUAAGGACGUUAUGGAGCGUCAUUUGCGUAGACACGAGGGUUCAGAAAAGCCGUUUCAAUGUAGCAUCUGCGGAAAGGGGUUUUAUGUAAAAGCUGAUUUGACCGUACAUUUAAGAGUACACACCGGCGAGAAACCAUUUGAAUGUAACAUUUGUCUCAUGAAAUUCACUCAAAAAAGCACUUUGACUGUACAUUUGAAAAGUCACACUGGUGAGAAACCGCACGAAUGUCACGUAUGCCAUCAUCGAUUCUACACGAAGAGUAAUUUGAAUGCACAUUUGAAGAAACACACGGGUGAGAAAAAGUUUGAAUGUAAUAUUUGUCACCGGAAAUUCACUUUCAAAUAUAGCCUCGAUAAACAUUAUAGAAUACAUACAGGCGAGAAACCCUACCAGUGUGACGUUUGUCAACGGAGAUUCAUUCAGAGCAGUCACUUGGUUACUCAUAAGAGAGUACACGGUGAUGGAAAAAUUCAUAAAAAUACAUAAAUAAAGGUCCAUUU
This is a messenger RNA of Amyelois transitella, 1081 nucleotides long. RefSeq names its product zinc finger protein OZF-like. Gene Ontology annotation, molecular function: RNA polymerase II cis-regulatory region sequence-specific DNA binding; DNA-binding transcription activator activity, RNA polymerase II-specific. The coding region runs from base 81 to 1067 and encodes 328 amino acids. Gene Ontology annotation, biological process: regulation of transcription by RNA polymerase II. The record is from RefSeq and is a predicted model, not a curated record. The transcript has a single exon. Gene Ontology annotation, cellular component: nucleus. NCBI's taxonomy places the organism in Eukaryota, Metazoa, Arthropoda, Insecta, Lepidoptera, Pyralidae.